Messenger RNA from Dunckerocampus dactyliophorus (ringed pipefish), 5317 nucleotides. RefSeq names its product phospholipase D family, member 3 (gene pld3). The transcript is spliced from 13 exons. Gene Ontology annotation, molecular function: catalytic activity. The record is from RefSeq and is a predicted model, not a curated record. Bases 229 to 1740 code for a protein of 503 amino acids. NCBI's taxonomy places the organism in Eukaryota, Metazoa, Chordata, Actinopteri, Syngnathiformes, Syngnathidae.
UUGCACUGUGCCUUCUGAAGCUAGCUCGCCCCUCUAAUGACGCCGACCCAUUUCUUUGUUUUUUGGUUGAAAGUAAGUAGAAAAAAGCUGCUUUAAAAGUGAUUCCUUCGUAAUGUGGAGACGUCGAGGCGGUUAUGUGGGACUCUAGUGGGUCAGGACGCUUCUGAGCAGAAGAACAUCUGACCGUUUUACCCACCGCAUGAAAUCAGAGUGACUUCCCGUGUGAACAUGACGAUCGACAUCCCCUAUGAGAAAUUCUUGAAAAACAUCAGCACCUGUCAUAAUCGAGGAUCUUCGACUAACGUUUUUGAACUGGUGGACGUCAGGUGGACGAGGUCGGACUCCAACAGAAAAGCACUAACGUUCUCCUGCUGUUUGCUUGCGGUGGCCACCGUCGCCUCCUUGCUGCUGGCUGCCACAGCGCUCUACAACCUGCUGGUGCCGUCUGCUUCUUCCGCGCCUCCAUACGUGAGCUCCGACUUACGACCGAGCUUGGUGGAGUCCUGCUCGGACCCGUGCAAGAUCUUCCUGGUGGAGAGCAUUCCUCAGGGCGUAGACUUCAACUCCAGCACCACUCAUGGAUCCAUCUACCACGCAUGGCUGCAACUGAUGGCCCAGGCCCGCAGCAGCGUGGACAUCGCCUCCUUCUACUGGACGCUCACCAACAAAGACACUGGGACUCAGGAGCCAACAGCCAAUCAGGGCGAGAACAUCCUGAAGAACCUCGCUGAGCUCUCGGGGUCCUUGUCGGUCCGCAUCGCCGUCAACACGCCGCAAGAGAGUCAACCUCGGGACGACCUCAGAGUGCUCAAUGCCUCAGGAGCCGCUAUCAGGACAGUCAACAUGAGGGGGCUCACCUCAGGGGUCCUACACACCAAAUUCUGGGUGGUAGACAAGAAACACGUUUACAUUGGCAGCGCCAACAUGGACUGGAGAUCCCUCACACAGGUGAAGGAGCUCGGUGCGGUGGUCUACAACUGUAGCUGCCUGGCUUCAGACCUGUCCAAGAUCUUUGAGGCCUACUGGUUCCUGGGGGAGAGCCAGUCCAUCCCGUCUUCGUGGCCCAGCAGCUUCACCACCGCGUACAACAAGGACACGCCCCUCCAGCUGCCACUCAACAACACCCCCUCCAGGGUCUACUUGUCGAGCUCCCCGCCAUCUUUCUGUGCCGCUGGCAGGACGUCCGACCUGGAGUCCAUCCUGAGCGUGAUAGAGGACGCAGAGAGCUUCAUCUACAUCUCUGUCAUGAACUACCUGCCUACCUUGGAGUUCUCUCAUCCUAAGAGGUAUUGGGAGGACAUAGACACCCAGCUGAGGCGGGUGGCCUACGAGAAGCGCGUGCGAGUGCGGCUGCUGAUCAGCUGCUGGGCCAGCACGCCGCCCGCCAUGUUUCCCUUCCUGAAGUCACUGGCGGCCGUCUACGAGCCCAAAAGCAAACUGGACAUCCAAGCGCGACUCUUCGUGGUUCCUGCCAGUGCCGAGCAGAAGAAGAUCCCCUUUGCCAGAGUCAACCACAACAAGUACAUGGUGACUGACAAGGUCGCCUACAUCGGGACGUCCAACUGGUCGGGGGACUACUUUGUGAACACAGCAGGAUCCGCGUUGGUGGUCAACCAGACGGCGUCCUCAUCCCUGGAGCCCACCGUCCAAUCACAGCUGAGGGAUGUGUUCGAGAGAGACUGGAGCUCCGCCUACAGCGUCCCGCUCACGCAGCACACCAACCUCAAAGACGUCUGCUAGUCCACGCAUCCCACACUGCUGCUGGGUUGUUCAUGUAGAGUCGAACAACACAAGAAAGCUGCUCUAGAGCUGCUCCUUUUUAACGUUUUAAGACUCAAAAUAGGCGACACAUUACUACCAUGGUGAUGUUAUCAUGAAUGCAUUUCCAGACUUGGAGGACAUUUUCCAUCAUGUCUCAUCUCAGGGACAAAUAUUUUGUUUGAUUGCUGGAAAGCUGCUGUGCUUGUAAAUAGUAAGAUCACUUUUUUAAAACAGAUGUAAUUAAAAGAAAGUAAAUUCUCAUCAAAUCUAAUUUGAAUUUCCACUAUGUGGCGUUGUUGAGCUUCACGGCAACUGUCCACCGAAGCGAGAAGAGGUAACUGUACAAAUUAAAGUUACUCUUAAUCAGCUUUUAGAUUUUUUUUAUAUACUUUACGCAAUGUAACUUAUGAUUUCAAAGGUAAAACAUGAGACAAUAGUGAUUAAGCUGCCAACAGGGGACGCGUUUAGUUUUAAAAAGUCAAUGAAUUAACUUGUAGAGGUGCUUAACAAGAGAGAUGCUAGAAGCUGAUUAGUUCAAACACAAAAAGUAGGCGUGGCUGAAAUUUUGGCAUACACAACAAUGACGUCAAGGUCAGAAGCAGAACCCUAGUAAAAAUAAAAUACAUUAUCCUUUGUAAUAUAAAACGCUGGUUGGCUGAAACUGCCAUACACAACAAUGACAUCAAGAUAAGAAACGGGAAGCAGAAACCUAGUAAAAAUAAGAAAAUCCUUUUGUAAUAUAACUAUUGAUCUAUUGGAUCUCAUUGGAUUGUGUAGCUAAUAUGGUUGCUGAAGACUGUUGUUAAUAAAAUUGGACAUGUCCCCCUCCAGUGUAAUUAUGUAGUAGGAAUGCAGUAGAGCCCAACCCAUGGUGGGUCUAUUUCCGUCUGCUGGCCACUGAACUAAAACAUGACAUACUGAAACCAUAAACCAUUUACGUUAUCAUCACACCCACCAGGAGGUUAAUGCUAGUUAGCUUUUCCACAUGUCCCUUUCGGAAUGUUCCUGCUCCAAGGACAUUACUCAUCAACAAUUUUUCAUAACUUGUCCAAUCAGAAGAAAAUACUUUUUUUGAAGACACAGAAGCUGUAUUUUUUUUCUUCCAGGAAUGACCUUUAACUUAAUGCCAACACCGUUUUGAACAAGUGAAAGCUAGCACAUAAUUAGCCUGAUCCUCUGUCAAAUGCUAACAGUAUUCCUCUUGACACCAAGCCGUUUUGGCCAAUUUUCAUUUUUUCUGUUGUUCACGGUAUCACAGUCCCACCUACACAAAACUGGAGCUGAGCUGUACCGCUUGAUAGAAAUGUGGCUUCAGUUAUCUGUGGAAGAAACUAAUUAGCUAGUAGCAAGGUAACCUGCUAGCAUGACCUGACGACAUCACAAGUGUGGCGACCAAGCGUUCUGUUUUCACGUCCUGUCCUGAGUUUUUUGUAUUGGACCAUAAAAUUGAGCGAAAUUAGGGUACUCUGCUGUAUGUGUUGUUACCCCUGAGAGGAUGUCUUGUGGGCGGCUUUUAGUGUUUCCAAAAAGCCAAAGAAAAAGCAGGACAUAUGGACGGAGUUCUCAAUCUCACUGACAUGCCAACCAUAGAGGAAGCAGAGUCUAAGGACACAAACACGGACAGUUCCUUCACCAUGGCUGAGGUAUCUGGGGUUGUCAAAACGCUCCCCAACAGCAAAGCUACGGGGGUGGACGGGUUUCGGGAACAGUACCUCUGGAUUGGCAGACCGGGGUAGUGGUACUCCUUUUCAAGAAGGGUGACCGGAGGGUGUGUUCCAACUAUAGGGGGAUCACACUCCUCAGCCUCCCUGGCAAAGUCUAUUUCAGGGUGCUGGAGAGAAGGGUAUGACUGUUAGUCGAACCUUGGCUACAGGAGGUGCAAUGUGGUUUUCAUUCCGGUCGCAGAACACUGGACCAGCUCUACACCCUUGCAAGUGUACUCGAGGGUACCUGGGAGUUUGCCCAGCCGGUCUACAUGUGCUUUGAUUUCUUGGGAAAAGCAUUUGACCGUGUCCCUCGCGGUGUCCUGUAGAGGAUGCUCCGGGAGUACGGGAUUGGUGGUGCGCUACUACAUGCAGGAGCAGGAGCCUGGUUCGCACUGCCAGCAGUAAGUCAAGCCUGUUCCCAGUGAGCGCUGGCCACCACCAAAGCUACACUUUGUCACUGAUUCUGUUAAGAAUCAGAAUCAGAAAUCAGAACUGAAUUUCUCGGCGCAGCCAAGGCGUCUAGGAAAUCCAGUUCGGGUGCCUAAGGAUGUUGUCUCUGCUAUUUGCAAACAGUGUGGUCCCGAUGGCCACAUCGGGCUUUGACCUUCAGUAUUUACUGGGCCAGUUUGCAGCUGAGUGUGAAGCUUCUGGGGUGAAACUCAGCACUUCCAAAUUCAAGGCCAUGGUUCUCAGUCGAAAAAGGGUGGAUUGCACCCUCCGGGUUGGGAAUGAGGUCCUGCCCCAGGUGGUUCAACUAUCUCGAGGUCUUGUUCACUAGUGAAGAAAGGUUGGGGCGUCGAGUGUGGUCGACAGGCGGGUCGGCGCAGAGUCUGCAGUGAUGCGGUCGCUGUACUGGGAUGUUGUGGUGAAGAGAGAGCUGAGCCAGAAGGCAAAGCUCUCAAUUUACUGGUCCAUCUACUGUACGUUCCCACCCUCACCUAUGGUCAUGAGGUUUGGGUCAUGACGGAAAGAACGAGAUCGCGGAUACAAGUGUCAGAAAUGACUUUCCUCCGUAGGGUGGCUGGACUUACCCUAAGAGAUAGGGUGAGGAGCUCGGUCAUUGGGAGGGGCUCAGAGUAGAGCUGCUGCUCCUUUCACAUUGAGAGGAGUCAGUUCCGGGCAUGCCCAGCCAGGAGAAGGCCCUGGGGCAGACCUAGGACACACUGGAGGGAUUUUGUCUCACAGCUGGCCUGGGAAUGCCUUGGUGUCCUCUGAGGGGAACUGGAAGAGGUGGCCGGGGGCCGGGAAGUCUGGACUUCCCUACUGAGACUGCUGCCCCCACGACCUGGACGCGGAUAAGCAGAAGAAAAUGGAUGAGUGGAUGGAUGGAGUUAAACCUCUGACGCUUGUCGAGUUAAAGUCCCUAAAAACGGGACGUCAUGCAUGACGGCAGUUCAAUGUUCUUGUGACUUUAGAGGGCACGUUUUUCCCAAAAAUAUUGGAUACAUUCUUUAACAAGGCUACAUUUUUUGAACGUUCAUCCUUUUGUCUUUGGUUAUAGAUAAUAAUAUUUUGUAAUAUAAUUUCUUUUAAUCCAUACUUUCAAUGUAUCAAAAUGAUAAGGUAUUUUUGAGUAAACUUCCAGUAUCAUUUGAGUACUGCAUCUCAUUGCUGGGUCAAGUGUGCUGGUUUUGUAUAAUCAAGGUAUGGUCACCCUAAUCACUUAUAAGUACUAAAUAUGUUAAUAAACAUAAAUGGUGAGCAUGUGUAAUGACUUCCAGAAUUAGUUUCAGGUUUCAGGUUCAGUAUUUGUUGAAGCAUUUUAUCUGCUGGUAAUGUUGGGUCAAUGAAAAAGGACAAUGUGUUCAUUAAAAAGAUGUUCUGAUGCCGCAGUAAUUAAGCUUUGUUGU